GUUCACACGAGUGUUCGUUUGUGUUUUUCGCAGCUGCUUGCUCUGUGUGAUUUAUCGGAAAUGGCGGUUAGCUAAACCGUGAAAGCUUUGGAGUUGGCUCCCAAAUUUUUGGUGGCAAACAAAAAAAUGAAAUCUGUUCAUUUCUCAAUCCACUCGGCCCCAAUUUUUUCCUUCAACCCUAACAAUCUCACUUCAUCUUCUUCUUCUUCUCAGAUCGCUCUCCUCCGCCCCUGCAAAUUCAGCUCCCUUUCUCUCCGCUCCACUUCCAAGCCCUCCCGCUUAAUCACGCUCUGCGCUCCCAAUUCCGCUAAAGCGACGUCGUCCCGGUCCGAAUCGGCUGCAGCGGAGUCCAGCAAUGAAGCUUUUAUUCAAGCUCUAAACGACACGUCGGAAAGUCAGUGGACUGUGGAGGUCGGAAACCCUAGCGUUCCGAAUCCGUCGGUGGCCAGAUUGAGCUUGAACGACCAGGCUUUCUUCCUCUUAGCCUUCAUCGCGUGCACGACUUCUGUGGCAUUUACGAGCCUUGUGAUUGCAGCUGUUCCGACGCUAUGGGCAAUGGGGAAAGCUGCAAUAUCUCUUUCAAAGCUGGCGGAUACAGCUUGUGAAGAACUCCCUAGUACUAUGGCUGCCGUUAGGCUUUCAGGCAUGGAAAUAAGUGAUCUUACGCUGGAACUGAAUGAUCUAAGUCAAGAGAUAGCUGAUGGGGUCAGCAAGUCCACUCAAGCAGUUCAAGCAGCAGAAGCUGGGAUUCGGCAGAUUGGUACACUUGCACAUCAGCAGACAAUGUCAAUGAUACAGGAGAGGGCGAAUCUUCCCAUCAUCUCUUUGCAACCUGCUGUUGUUGGAGCAGCAAAGAAGACCUCUCAUGUUGUCGGUCAAGCCACUAGGAACUUGAUCAAUAUCAUUUCUCGAAGGGACAACUCUGAGAAUGAGGAGGAUGCUGGAAUCGAUAGGUUGGAAAUUUGAGUUUGUUGCACUUGGAUCAGAACUCUAUUUUCACGGAUUUUGUGGAUAUAAUACUCGGUACUCCACUAGUUCAAACCCGAAGCCAAAUGUCUCAAAACAGUGGUGGAGAUGAACAAUAUAUACCAACGUUCGGGAGAAUAGCUUAUACUGAAAUACUGUGCCUGUUGUACACUUGUAGAGAAUAUGGACCAACCUUAAUUAUUGUAAUUGAAAUGCCCCGAAAUAAGGGGGUAAGUAGUGAAGAUACCAUGGUCUCCGAGGAAGGUCCUGAGCUCCCGUUGCAGCGGUUGUCCAAGGUAUUGAAGCUGUCAAGUGUCAAAGGAGUGAGGAAGAAGUUUCUAAAGCUCAUAUUUUCAAAUGUAAGAUCCCUGUAUUAUCUUUCCAAACUAGUAAGGUUGGCCGUUAAACGUU
Pyrus x bretschneideri (Chinese white pear) is the source of this 1377-nucleotide messenger RNA. RefSeq lists its product as uncharacterized. The record is from RefSeq and is a predicted model, not a curated record. Bases 127 to 966 code for a protein of 279 amino acids. The transcript has 5 exons. NCBI's taxonomy places the organism in Eukaryota, Viridiplantae, Streptophyta, Magnoliopsida, Rosales, Rosaceae.